Gastrolobium bilobum is the source of this 3088-nucleotide messenger RNA. Its product is annotated as protein phosphatase 2C 29-like. NCBI's taxonomy places the organism in Eukaryota, Viridiplantae, Streptophyta, Magnoliopsida, Fabales, Fabaceae. The transcript has 4 exons. The record is from RefSeq and is a predicted model, not a curated record. Gene Ontology annotation, biological process: protein dephosphorylation. Bases 325 to 2559 code for a protein of 744 amino acids. Gene Ontology annotation, molecular function: protein serine/threonine phosphatase activity.
UUAUAUAAAAAAAGAAAAAACGUCUUCGCUCUCUCUUUUUUUUCUUCUUCCCUCUCCUCACUUUCUUACGUUUUGUUUUCUUUUCCUCACUUUCUCUUUCUCUCUCUUUCUUUUUUCUUUUCUUUUUCCUUUUUAUUUUUUAUUUUUUUUGGGGGGGUUUUGUCCCUCUCCCUCCCUCCCUCCGUCCCUCACUGCCCUUCGUCCCUUUCUAGUUUUGGACUGGGCUUGGGGGUUGGGUCUUUUUCCCUCUCAACAUUGCAUUUUGCUGGAAAUUCGUUUCGGAUUUUUCUUAGCUGCCAAACACUGUGGCGCAAGUCAAAUGUGAUGGGAAGUGGACUUUCCACCCUCUGUUCCUGCUUCGAACCGGUGAACCGGACCAACGAACCGGACCACCAAGACGUGAUAUUCACGGCCACCGACCCAUUGGACGAAACCCUAGGUCACUCCUUCUGCUACGUCAGAUCCUCCGCACGCUUCCUCUCUCCCUCUCAUUCCGAUCGCUUCCUUUCCCCCUCUUCCUCCCUCCGUUUCUCCCCAACCCACGAACCCGUCCCCAGGACCCGACCCGAAUUUCAUGAAACCGGCUUCAAAUCCAUUUCCGGAGCCUCCGUCAGCGCCAACAGCUCCGUCCCUAAAACCGUUAUACAGUUAGACGAAGAAGCCGUAGAUUGCUGCGGCGGAGCCGCCCUCAGGGGCAAUAUUGUCAAUGGGUUCGAAAGCACGUCGUCGUUUUGCGCUCUCCCGCUUCAGCCUGUGCCCCGAGGGGGUGAACCGUCUGGAAGCUUCGAGAGGGGCGGUUUCUUUCUCUCCGGACCAAUUGAGAGCGGCGGCGCCGCCGAAGGCGGCGUCUCCGGCGGAAACGAUGUCCCUUUCUCGGCGCCUCUAGGCGGGCUCUACGCGAAGAAGAAGAAGAAGAAGGGUGUUUCGGGUUUCCGGAAGGCGUUUCACCGGAACGACUCGGAGAAGAAGAGACCGUGGGUGGUGCCGGUGCUGAACUUCGUCGGGAGGAAGGAGGUUCCGGCGAGCGAGGGGAAGCCGCCGGAGGCUAAGAGUGAGAGCAAUAGCAAUGUGCAGUGGGCGCUUGGGAAGGCUGGGGAGGAUCGGGUUCACGUGGUGGUGUCGGAGGAGCAGGGGUGGUUGUUCGUGGGGAUAUACGACGGUUUCAAUGGCCCCGACGCGCCGGAGUUUCUGAUGGGUCAUCUCUACCGUGCAGUUCACAACGAACUGCAGGGUUUGUUCUGGGAAGUUGAAGCUGAAGAGAGUAGCAAUCACCCCGCCGAAAGUGGUGUGCUGAAAAACGAUGAUUCGGCUAAGAUGGUAGAGGGAACGGAGAGUAGACGGCGUAGGCUGUGGGAGUUUCUUGCUGAAGACCCUGAAGAUGGACUUGAUCUUUCGGGGUCGGAUAGGUUCGCGUUUUCAGUUGAUGAUGCAUUGAGCGUUAGCAAUGGCAAUGCGGGUUCAGCAGUUAGUAGACGGUGGCUGUUGUUAUCGAAAUUGAAGAAUGGAUUGACAAAGCAUAAGGAGGUUCAUGGUAGGAAGUUGUUGCCGUGGAAUUUGGGGACAGAGGACAAAGAGAAGGGGGAGAAUCGGGCGGAAGGCAAGCUUUGUGAUGGUGAUGGUGGUGGUGGUGGUGGAAGGAAGCGGAAAGUGGGUCCGGUGGAUCAUGAUCUGGUUUUGAGUGCAAUGUCUCGGGCUCUCCAAGUGACGGAGCUUGCAUAUUUGGAUAUGACGGAUAAACUUUUGGAUACAAAUCCUGAACUUGCUUUGAUGGGUUCAUGCCUAUUAGUUGUUUUAAUGAGGGAUGAGGAUGUGUAUGUGAUGAAUGUUGGGGAUAGCCGAGCUAUUGUUGCACACUAUGAGCCUAAAGAGGUUAAUUCUAAUGUGGAAUCCAGAAACAAGGGAGAUAUUGGGUCGAGCACCGAGAGCAUUGUUGAGGAGUCCUUAGGUUUAGGUCAAAGUGAAAGUGCAAUCAAGUUGGGGAAUGAGGGUCCUGCUCUAGAAAUGAGGUUGGUCGCAUUGCAGCUGUCUACUGACCAUAGCACGAGCAUUGAAGAUGAAGUCAUUAGAAUUAAGAAUGAACAUCCUGAUGAUACCCAAUGUAUAGUCAAUGAUAGAGUUAAAGGUCGUCUUAAGGUCACCAGAGCAUUUGGGGCAGGAUUUUUGAAACAGCCAAAGUGGAACGAUGCAGUACUAGAAAUGUUUCGUAAUCAAUAUAUUGGCACUGCUCCAUAUAUAUCCUGCUGUCCUUCACUACGUCACCAUAGAUUAUAUCCGAGAGAUCAGUUCCUGAUCCUCUCAUCUGAUGGUUUAUAUCAAUAUCUAACCAAUGAAGAAGUGGUUUCUCAAGUUCAGAGCUUCAUGGAAAAGUUUCCAGAAGGAGAUCCUGCCCAACAUUUAAUAGAAGAGCUGCUCCUCCGUGCAGCCAAGAAGGCUGGGAUGGAUUUUCAUGAGUUGCUGGAUAUCCCACAAGGAGAUAGGAGGAAGUAUCAUGAUGAUGUGACUGUUAUGGUGAUAUCACUUGAAGGAAGAAUCUGGAAGUCGUCAGGGAAGUAUCUGUGAGACCUUCAACUUGCUGUUGGCUCUGUACAUGUGAUAGUAUAUUAUACCCUGAGGGUGCCUCAAAGCUGGUGCCAAAGUUUCACAGCUGAUCCAUUUUUCAUGGGUCUAUGUGUUGUUUCUCCGUCUUGCAACAUAAAGUUAUCAACUUUUAAUGGCAAGAGGCUUCCGUUAGAGCUCUAUCAAGAAUUAAAGAUGCUGAAUGCAAUUUGGUAUGAGCUAAGAAACGGGCAUUGCAGAUGGGGUCGGGAAUUCUUUUUAGCAGUGAAAAAAGAAAAAUAUUAGAGCCUUUUAAACUGUUUCUUUUUCCAUUCGCAGUCUCUAUUCUGCUCCCCGCCCCCAUCUCUCUCUCUCUCUCUCUCUCUUGGCAGUUAUAGAGAUUAAAAAUGAUAAAAUUUUUGCAUGGCGAAGGCCCUUUUCGUUUAUUUAGUUAUUUUUAUUAUUAUUUUUUUCAUUUCUUUUCUUUCUUCUUUGGCAUAGCCCAGAAAAUGUGGUGUAUAUUGGUGGGGAUACUAGUGUACUUGUUGAACUC